Thlaspi arvense is the source of this 435-nucleotide messenger RNA. The record is from the annotation of a GenBank genome assembly. Lineage: Eukaryota; Viridiplantae; Streptophyta; Magnoliopsida; Brassicales; Brassicaceae.
AUGGAUGAGUUCGUGAAAGGUGAAUUAGUUGAAGUAUGCAGCAAAGAAGAUGGUUUCUUGGGGUCUUACUUGGAGUCCAAGAUCUUGUCGAAGCUUCCUCGCGGAUCCUUCUACAAGGUUAAGUACAAGAAUCUUGUGACGGAGGGGGAAGAUCCUCUCCCGUUGAUCGAAAUCAUCUCCGCCGACGAAAUCCGUCCGUUGCCUCCCAAAUUAUCUCAGCCGUUGACGUUUCACCUCCAUGACAAGGUUGAUGCUUUCGACUCAGACGCGUGGUGGGUCGGAUACAUCACCGGCCGGCGAGGCAAUAAGUUCUCAGUUUACUUUUCGGAGAGCAACGAGGAGUGCGAGUACCCACUUGGACUUUUGCGAAGGCAUCUCGAUUUGGUUAACGGACACUGGGUUUCUUCAGCAACAAGGCAACAAUCAACUUCUUAA